AUGAACCGAUCACUGACAUGCAUACGGUGUCAGGGUUUGAAGCUCAAGGCACGGCCUCUCUGUGUGCGGACAUUUGCAGAAUACAAGAGACCCGCCAUUGCGCCCAAGCCCAUCAUCGACAUCAAGCAUAUCCGUCAAAACCCAGAGCUAUAUGAGCUCACAUGCCUGGAACGGAACUACAAAAAGCAAGCAGAAUACCCGGCCAAGAUCCUGGAACUGCAUUCCCAAUGGCAGAGCUUGCAAAAGCAGGGGCGGUCACUCCGCGAGAGAUCCAACUUGCUGCGGAAAUUUCUGGCAAAUCCAGCUACCAGCAGCGGUGACGAUGAUGUCAAGGACAUUCGGCAAAUGAGCCGGGAGCAGGUACAAGAAGAGGCGAGGAAGUUAAAGGGCGAAUUAUCGGGCAUUGAAAAGGGCGAAGCGGAAGCUGUGGCAGAGAUGGAGGCACUUGCGUUGGAGAUUCCCAACCUGACGAGUGACGAUACUCCCCGAGGGGAUGAAGCCAUUCUUUUGAGUUAUAUCAACGAUGCGCCUACGGCUUUUGAUAAGUCACCCGAGAAUAAGGUCUGGCGGUCACACGUCCACAUUGGUUCGGAGCUGGGACUAUUCGACUUUUCAGGUGCGGCCACCGCCUCCGGCUGGGGGUGGUACUACCUCCUCGGGGAGGCAGCUCAGCUCGAGCAAGCCCUCGUUCAAUAUGCGCUCGCCGUAGCCACCAAGUACGGCUGGACGCAAGUCUCGCCGCCGACAAUGGUAUACAGCCACAUUGGAGCGGCGUGCGGGUUCCAGCCGCGGGAUCAACAUGGCGAGCAGCAAGUCUACACGAUAGCCCAGUCACAGGUCGAUUCGGAUCGCGGCGUGCCGGAAAUGUGUCUGGCUGGAACGUCUGAAAUCUCUCUUGCGGGCAUGAAGGCCAACACCACCAUUGAUCCGGAGGAACUGCCCAUGAAGCGCGUGGCCGUGUCUCGAUGCUACCGCGCCGAAGCAGGAGCCCGUGGCGCCGACACAAAGGGCCUCUAUCGCGUUCACGAAUUCACAAAGGUCGAAAUGUUUGCGUGGACAAGCCCCAACGAAGGCGAGGCAGAGGAAAUCUAUGAAGAAAUGCUGGAUAUUCAGACGGAGAUUCUGCAGUCGCUGGGGCUUUACUGUCGCGUGCUGGCGAUGCCGACGACUGAUCUCGGCGCCUCUGCCACGCGGAAGGUCGACAUGGAGGCAUGGUUCCCCAGUCGACAGAGCAUCAAUGACGGCUGGGGCGAGUUGACGUCGGCGAGCAUGUGUACGGACUAUCAGGCACGACGGCUGGCAACACGCACGCGGGUAGGCGGCAAGAUUUCCUUCCCGUGGACGUCUAACGGGACGGCGCUGGCGGUGCCGCGUGUCAUGGCGGCAUUGUUGGAAAACGGGUGGGAUGAGGAGACGGGCACGGUGGCAAUUCCCGAGGUGCUGCGGCCGUGGAUGGAUGGACUGGAGAGGAUGGGGAGGGUGGGCAGGAGGCGGAAUGCGAGGGAGGUGACGUUUAAGCAGACGGAUGGUCAUGUUGAGGAGGCGUAG
Messenger RNA from Pochonia chlamydosporia 170, 1548 nucleotides. RefSeq names its product seryl-tRNA synthetase. Gene Ontology annotation, molecular function: ATP binding; serine-tRNA ligase activity; tRNA binding. Lineage: Eukaryota; Fungi; Ascomycota; Sordariomycetes; Hypocreales; Clavicipitaceae. Gene Ontology annotation, biological process: mitochondrial seryl-tRNA aminoacylation. The record is from RefSeq and is a predicted model, not a curated record. Gene Ontology annotation, cellular component: mitochondrion. The transcript has a single exon. Bases 1 to 1548 code for a protein of 515 amino acids.